Molecule: messenger RNA, 958 nt
Organism: Boleophthalmus pectinirostris (great blue-spotted mudskipper)
Lineage: Eukaryota; Metazoa; Chordata; Actinopteri; Gobiiformes; Gobiidae
Gene: fibinb
Product: fin bud initiation factor b
Exons: 2
Coding region: 335-958 (207 amino acids)
Source: RefSeq, a predicted model, not a curated record
CCGAGAGAGGACUAGCCCACUCUGUUUGGACGCCGAGGGGCUGUUUCAAUUUUUUUCACCUUGAGGAUGCUUCGUUGGCGCUACUAAACGGAAAACAAAAGGAUUAAACACAACAUUUGUACAUUUUCCUCGCUGUUAUAGCAGAGCCUCACCUUGAGCAAAUUGGCAAAGUUUUGUUUCGAGUGAGUGGCGCGUGCUGUAUUUAAAAACUUUCUGAAAUGUCACUCCGCCACGCUGGAAUAAAAUAGUGCGUUUGGGUGUUAAAAACGGAAACGACGCGACUGUUUUAAAGCAGCUACACGUGUUUUGCGUUUAAAGAGGACGAGGGGACACCAUGGCGUUUUUUCACUUGCUGUUCUGCGUGGGAAUGUUGUCGCUGCCCAUGUGCGGAGCGUUCUACCGCGGUCCUCUGCAGCCGGAGAUGUCCAACGGCACGUUUCAUCACUACUUCGUGCCCGACGGCGACUACGAGGAGAACGAUGACCCGGAGAAAUGUCAAAUGCUUUUCAAAAUGACGGACGAUCGGAAAUGCGGACUAGACGAGGACCAGGACUCGGUGAUACGGGACGACUUCACCAUCAUCAAGCGGCAGAUAGAGGACUCGGCUCGGGUGAUAGAGGGGAUAGGGAAGAGCAUCUCCUUCGACCUGGACGGAGAGGACAGCUAUGGCAAGUACCUGCGGCGGGAGACCACGCAGAUCACUGAGGCCUUCACCAGCUCGGAGAAGUCGCUGCUGGAGCUGGAGGUGAAGUUCAAGCAGAGUCAGGAGGGGGAGCUGAAGGAGGAGCAGCGGCUGAGUGAGGACUUCCUGCAGAUGGUGGUGCACACACGGGAUGUCCUCAAGGAGACACUGGACAUCUCCCUGGGCCUGAGGGACAAACACGAGCUGCUCUCCCUCAUCAUCCGCAGCCACGGCACCAGGCUCAGCCGCCUCAAAAAUGACUACAUCAAGUUUUGA